Molecule: messenger RNA, 1260 nt
Organism: Pediculus humanus corporis (human body louse)
Lineage: Eukaryota; Metazoa; Arthropoda; Insecta; Psocodea; Pediculidae
Exons: 6
Coding region: 1-1260 (419 amino acids)
Biological process (GO): phosphatidylserine exposure on apoptotic cell surface; engulfment of apoptotic cell; apoptotic process involved in development
Cellular component (GO): plasma membrane
Source: RefSeq, a predicted model, not a curated record
AUGGCUAAUGAAUUCAGGGGUGUAAGGUUUUCGUUAAAUCAAAGUUCGGGACAUAUUGACAUAAUUAGUGACAAUAAAAAAGAUGAUGGUGUUAAAGUUUUUAAGGAAAUGGAAUUGGGUCGAUUUUAUAUCUUGACCUUAAUUCUAUCCAUCUUGACAUUUAUAUUGGAUUUGUAUUUACAUUGUUGGAUAGCUUAUAUUUAUUAUAAAGCUCAAGAAGUUACAUUUUUUACAUUAACAUUAAUUUUUAUUAUAGUGCCUGCAUUAACGUCUUCCGCAUUCAGCAUGAGGUGGUAUCUUCAGGAUGAAGAUGAGCCAUCAAUGAAGAGGCAGCCUCUUUGGAAAUGGUGUAUUAGAAUAAUUAUGUUAGUGCUUCAAUUGGCCCCUUUAUUGAGGUACUAUGAUACUUUAGCUUAUGGAAUAUUGAGUAGUAUUCACAAAAAAAAGGGAAAUCUCCUGAACCAGCAAAAGUAUUUAAGAAUGAUGAUAGAUGAAGAAACAAAUGCUUCAUUGCUGAGACUUUUAUCAUGCUUUUUGAUGUCUGCUCCACAAGCUAUAAUUCAAUUAGUUUUUUUAUUAUCUCAAUAUAAAAAAGCAUUUAACAGUUUGCCUAUCACCUUUGAAGUUACUUUUCUUGGUUAUCAAACGUGGGCUAUUUUGUGCUCUGUUGUUUCUAUAUCUUGGGCAUUAACAACUUAUCAUAGAUCAGUUAGGUUUGCAAGAGAAGAUAAGGAAAAAUUGUCAACAAUAGCUGCCAUAUUUAUUUUUUGUUGGAAUGCAUUUAGUGCCACUUCCAGAAUUUUGGCAUUGAGUUUGUUGGCAACUUUAUAUCCUGCUUGGUUUGUCACAAUAUGUAUUGCUCAUUGGUUAGUCAUGUCUCUUUGGAUAGACAUGGUUCAUCAUCAGUCCAGUCUAUGUGCCUCAAGAUGCGAAGAAAUAAUAUUUAAUAUCGCAUUAGGAUUAGCUUAUAUAAUAGCAUUUAUUUCUCCAAAAGAUGGACCAACCAGAUACUCAUAUCUGGCUUAUUAUUUAGUAUGUUUCAUCGAAAAUACAGCCACGCUGGUCGUAUGGUGUGUGUCAGAAAUGGUGUCUAAAAAUCCGGAAUUUCAUUAUGGAAUAAUUGCAGUUCAAGUUCUCUCAUUUAUUCUCGGAAUUUUUUUUGCUGUUUCUUAUUAUCGUUUUUAUCAUCCGAAUGGUAAUACGACGGUUAUAAAAAAAACUGUCAAUUUAGCAAAGCAUCAAUAUAAUAACAAAUCGUAA